This is a messenger RNA of Suhomyces tanzawaensis NRRL Y-17324, 792 nucleotides long. RefSeq lists its product as uncharacterized. Lineage: Eukaryota; Fungi; Ascomycota; Pichiomycetes; Serinales; Debaryomycetaceae. The record is from RefSeq and is a predicted model, not a curated record. The coding region runs from base 1 to 792 and encodes 263 amino acids. The transcript has a single exon.
AUGUCCCAAGUCGUUGAAAAACUCACCUCCACCCCCUUCCACUCCAAGUCCGUGGACCACAUCUUGUCGUACUCGUACGUGGAUGCCUUGGUCAAGUUCUUGUUGUCGUUCUCGCUCAUCAACUACGUCUACUCCCAGCUCGCUGUUCCUGCCUGGGACUUGGUCAACAGAAACAUUGUUUCCGCCAACCUGUUCAUCUACAAGCCGCUUGCCAGGGCCGACGCCGUGGUAGACCAGCAGGUGUUGUCCCACCUCGUGGACGAGGUGGCCUUGGGGUACCCCACCAAGUACGCCCACCACGUCAAUGUGACCUACUUGAAGCCCACCAACGACUACUUGUACGACCGUGUCGUCAACAAGUACUUGCCAGUGGCCGAAUACAAGUUUGAUGAGGGCAUCUCCGAGGCCCACCGUUUGGCUGCUAUUGUGUCGCAGCUCGUUGUCCGUCUCAGAAACCAGGUCUCCGACAAGUCGCAGGCCAUCUCCAAAAACAUCGUGUCCACCUACAACGAGGAGAUCAAGUCGGUGACCCAGGCCGAGCCCACCAUCUACAACAACUUGACUGCCUCCUACAACACCGCCACUAAGACGCUCACCUCGUUGAACGAGUCGCACAUCAAGCCAUUGCGCGCACAGACCCAGGAGUACGUGGCUGAGGUUGCUAGCAGCACCAGAAGCAAGGCCGACUCCUUAAUCACCGACGCCAAGCAGACCAUCAACCCUGCGUUGACUGCCGCCAACAACAAGGGCCACGAGUUGCUCAACGGAUCCACCAUCUCGGCCUCCGCCUAG